GGGACCACCGAGGGAUUGAAUGGAAGGGAGGGGAGAAAGCAGCUGGAGAGGCGAAAAAACUGAUGCAAGGAGCGGACGGGGACCGGCGAUCCUUCCCAGAGGCUUGACAGGCAGAAUGAAGUGGCUCAGGGUCUCAUCUUUGCCCACCUACUUAACUAUGCAUUUACAACAAAUUCUUUCUUCUUGAAGAUCAAGUCACUCCACAAUUGCAAGAAUCCAAAACCAGCCUUUGUGUGGAGGAGGAGAGAGGAAGCAUAACACACUAGUUGGAGCCUCUUUGGUGGAAAUGCCUCACAAGUUGGUGGGAGAAAAUGGCUUCAACUGUACCCAGAAGCUUAUUUUUUCUAACACUUCCAACCCAAUGGAGAACAACCUUUCUUUUGAUACCACCAGCCCCAAGGACUCUUGUAAUACCCCUCUGAGCAAUGGCACUUUCUACUCCAAUGCAAACAGCCCUUCGGACUCUUGCGUUAAACCCCUCUGUGAUGUGACAUCAGAAAAUGACAACCACUUCAAUGCAGGCAUUAAAUAUGUCUCCUCAGAAGGAGAGGCUCUCGUGUGUGGGUGGGGUGGCUUCACUCCAAAUUGUUUACAGUUCUUCAAUAAACCCAAAGGAGUUUUGUUCUUCCUUUGUGUAGCUUCGUUCCUCCAAGGAAUGACAGUGAACGGAUUCAUCAAUACUGUCAUCACCUCAAUAGAGAGGCGAUUUGACCUGCAGAGCUAUGAAAGUGGGCUGAUCGCCAGCUCCUAUGACAUUGCUGCCUGUGUGUGCUUGACGUUUGUCAGUUACUUUGGAGGCAAUGGGCAUAAACCGCGGUGGCUUGGGUGGGGAGUCUUGAUCAUGGGGAUUGGGUCCAUUGUCUUUGCACUGCCCCAGUUCACCACCAGCCAAUAUGAAGUACACUUUUCAGAGGACCUGGGCAUGUGCUCCUCCAAUCAGAGUGUGGGGUGCUCAGAGAGCGUCUCCAGCCUCUCAAAUUACCGCUUUGUCUUUAUGCUUGGACAGUUCCUUCAUGGAAUCGGAGCAACACCACUUUAUACCCUGGGAGUGACUUAUUUGGAUGAAAAUGUCAAGUCCAACUAUUCCCCUGUAUAUAUUGCCAUUUUCUACACUGCUGCCAUAUUGGGUCCUGCAGCUGGUUAUCUGGUUGGAGGAGUCUUUCUAAAUAUUUACACUGAAAUUGGAAGACAAAUUGAUCUGACGCCAGACAAUACCCUUUGGGUUGGAGCUUGGUGGAUCGGAUUCUUGGGUGCUGGGGCUGGUUCCCUUUUGAUCGCAAUCCCCAUCUUGGGCUAUCCGCAUCGCUUGCCAGGAUCCCAACGCUACAUUGUCAUGAGAGUUUCAGAAGCCCAUCAGCUGAAAGAUGACAGUCAAAAAACAGCUUCAGAUCCUGAUUUUGGAAAGACGGUUAAAGACCUCCCGCGGUCAGUAUUGCUGCUACUAAAGAAUCCAACCUUCAUCUUCCUUUGCUUAGCUGGAGCAACGGAGGCAACACUUAUUGCUGGCAUGUCAACCUUUGGCCCCAAAUUUCUUGAAUCCCAGUUUAGUUUAAGUGCCUCAGAAGCAGCAACCUUGUUUGGCUACCUUGUGGUUCCAGCAGGAGGAGGAGGCACCUUCCUUGGAGGCUUCAUUGUGAACAAAUUCAAGCUGCGUUGUUCAGGAAUCAUCAAGUUCUGUUUAUUUUGCACCUUGUCAAGUCUGCUGGCAAUUUUCAUCUUUUUUAUUGAUUGUCCUAACAUGCCCAUGGCUGGAGUAACCCAAAUGUAUGAUGGAAGUGACUUACUACAGGGCCACCUCAACUUGUCUUCCCCUUGCAAUGCGGAAUGUGACUGCCUUCGAGAGAUGUACAGUCCUGUGUGCGGUAAUGAUGACAUCAUGUACUACUCCCCUUGCCAUGCUGGCUGCAAGCAAGUCUCAACAAAUCAGGAGAAUGGGAAAAAGGUUUACCAUGAGUGUAGCUGUAUUCCGAGUUCUGCUUCCUCUUCAUCUGGCUUGGCUACAGCAGGGAAAUGUUCAUCUUCAUGUGAAAAGAGGACAAUUCUUCUUAUUUUCAUCUUUGUUGUCAUUCUCUUCACAUUCCUAAGCAGUAUUCCUGCUCUUACAGCUACUCUAAGGUGUGUUCCUGACCGGCAGCGGUCCUUCGCCCUAGGAAUCCAGUGGAUUGUAGUAAGGACUCUAGGUGGCAUUCCAGGACCAAUUGCCUUUGGGUCAAUGAUUGACAAAUCAUGCCUCCUCUGGCAGAACCAAUGCGGUGAACAAGGGUCUUGCUUUGUGUAUCAGAAUUUUGCCAUGAGUCGAUACACCCUGACUGCUGGCCUUAUAUACAAGGUGAUGGGAUCAUUGUUCUUUCUGCUCGCCUGCCUGCUCUACAAACCUCCUCCACCAGAAUCCAUUCCAGGCAGUUCCAACACAUCUGAAAAUGGCAACUGUGACCUCCAGAAGAACAAAUGUCCUCAUCAAUCUCAAGACAAUGUAUAGCACUUUGGAUGUGACAAGUGACUUUCAAUCAAGAUACUAUGUCAAAAGAAUAUGUAUUAGUCUUUUCCUGUAAAAUGAUUGAUAUUAUUUUAUUUUUGUUCAUACACAUAGACUUUUCAGGGUGAACAAUUCAAUGCAGUUAUGGUAUAAUUUAGUAUUUUUCUGUGGAGAAAAAGCACACCGCAAAACAAGUGCACUGGCCUUUCCACCUUGAAAUGUAGAUGUUGCCAAGAGCUUUGAGGCCUUUUCCCAUGGAGAGACAUGGGCUUGGGAAGAUCUCAGAGAAAGACUUUUGCCACCAUCUUGAUGGCUUUUUAGAAUGGACUGCCACCAUCUUGCAAUUUUCAGAGCAGUCAAAACAGUGGUGUCUAUAGGGCAGGGGACUGUGUUUCUCUUGCUUGGCCCAAUGAGGGAUUUAUUUUAGACACUGCGUUUUUGUGUGACCUCAGAAUAUCACAAAAGUUUGUAGCAUCACAGUGUUAAUUUAUUUAAAGAAGGGCUAAACAUAGCUUCAGACCAUUCCUGUACAAAGCACUUAAGACAAAAUACCACUUCUUGUGGGCCAUGUAUUCAAGUCAAUGCCAACUUCUUAUAAUGUAUGUGAGAUUUGUCUGGCCCAUUGCUGUUCCUAGCCAGAAAUUUCCAAGGCCUUUCUUGGAUCUUACUUCUUUCCCUUCCUGUUCAUCUUUCAUUGGCUGCAACGUUCUUGAUGGACUCACAUAUGUGAACCAGUCAUCACAGGUAAAGUACCACAAAUCAGUUUUUUACAGCACCUCAAGCACCAUAAUUUCCAAAGGAAGCCAUUCAUAAUUCAGCUCCAGGUCAUUGAACUAUAACUCAAGUGAUGACCGUGCAUGUGUGAAUCAACACCUUUUGACCUGCAGCAGGCCUCUUACAGCACAAUUCUUGUCUUUUCCUUCUUCCAGUAUUUUGUCUCCUGUAUUGAAUUGUCUUCCCUUAGUGCUCAUUCAGACAGCAGGUUCUCAUGCACUAUAACACUUACCUAGAAGAAAAGGAAACAUUCCAUGAAAGGCAAAUUCUUCUGAACAUCUCCUGGUCUUCUACUGGUUGCCCAAAACUAAUAGGCUCAAUGUAUUGUCGAAGGCUUUCAUGGCCGGAAUCACUGGGUUGUUGUAGGUUUUUCAGGCUGUAUGGCUAUGU
Molecule: messenger RNA, 3640 nt
Organism: Anolis sagrei ordinatus
Lineage: Eukaryota; Metazoa; Chordata; Lepidosauria; Squamata; Anolidae
Gene: SLCO4A1
Product: solute carrier organic anion transporter family member 4A1
Biological process (GO): sodium-independent organic anion transport; transmembrane transport
Cellular component (GO): plasma membrane
Molecular function (GO): thyroid hormone transmembrane transporter activity; protein binding
Source: RefSeq, a predicted model, not a curated record